This is a messenger RNA of Cyprinus carpio (common carp), 3723 nucleotides long. RefSeq names its product transmembrane protein 266-like. Lineage: Eukaryota; Metazoa; Chordata; Actinopteri; Cypriniformes; Cyprinidae. The record is from RefSeq and is a predicted model, not a curated record. Gene Ontology annotation, molecular function: voltage-gated channel activity. Gene Ontology annotation, cellular component: plasma membrane.
GACAUAACGGAGCGAUGCUGGCGUUCACGCUUCAAUCGAAUCGAGUCCCUGGCGUGAUUUGAAGGGGAAGCCCUCGGCACAACACGACAGACACACAAUGCACUCCUCCUGUCGCGAAAACGAUGGCUUUCUCUGGACGUGUAGACUCCUAAUGUCACCUCGCUGAGCGAUGAUGCUCGCGCUACGGCUCGCAUUCGCUCAUCGUCCGCUUUAUCCGCGAAAGAAGCAGCAGAACGGAUGCUUGACCACUGCGAAACUGCCUUCACGCUUCACGCCUCUUCUGAUUAUCGGCAAGAGACGCAUUAUCAUAACCACGAGGGCCAGGGAGACACGAUUAAAGUUUCAACGAUGUAAAUCGAGGUCUGGUAUGAGUGAAGUCGCCUCCGUCUAGCACAAACUAGAGCUCACGUUUGAGAGAGUCGAAAGACGACGUCCGUUCAGCAAUUGCUGCACAUCACACCAUGAGCCAGCCACAGCCCCCUCAGCAGGCGGCAGCGCCGGAUCUGGAGGUGAUCUCCCAGCAGGUGGAGGAUGAAGGCCAGUGCAUGGCUCCAGUGCAGCUGGUCGGCUUCACCUACAGGGACCUUCCUCUAGCUGCCCUGGACCUCUCGCUGGCCGGAUCCCAGCUACUUUCCAAUCUGGACGAAGAGGACAACCAAGAGGGGUCUAACUGGCUGAAGCCGUGCUGCGGGAGGAGAGCAGCGCUGUGGCAGGUGUGUUUGCUGAGUGCCGGCUUCAACUGUUUCCUGGUGGCCUGUGUCAUCUUGGUGGUGCUCUUACUGACUGUGGAACUGCUCAUUGAUACUAAACUCCUACAAUUUAAUAAUGCAUUCCAGUUUGCCUGUAUCAUCCACUGGAUCAGCCUGGUCAUCCUGUCCGUGUUCUUCACUGAGACUGUCUUUAGGAUUGUGGUGCUCGGGAUUUGGGAUUAUAUAGAGAACAAAGUUGAGGUAUUUGACGGUGCUGUGAUCGUACUCUCUCUGGCCCCAAUGGUGGCCUCAACGGUGGCUAACGGCCCCAGCAGCCCCUGGGACGCCAUCAGCCUCAUCAUCACCCUCCGCAUCUGGAGAGUCAAGAGAAUCAUUGACGCGUAUGUGCUACAAGUGAAGGUGGAGAUGGAGCUGGAGAUCCAGCAGUAUGAGAAGACCAAAGCUGUGAGGGAGGAACAGCUGGAGAGACUCACACAGAUCUGUCAGGAACAGGCCUUUGAGAUCAGGCAGCUGAGGGCUCACCUGGCGCAGCAGGAUUUGGAUCUGGCCGCUGAGCGUGAGGCCGCCAUGCAGAUCCACCAUGUGUGGGGCAAACAGAGCAGCAGCUUCCAGGAAAUAGACGGCCUGGGACCCGCUGGAUCUGACAACGAGUGCCGCGCCAACACCAGAGAGCCCAGACCUCCUCCAGAGAGUGUCGUUCAGGAUGAUAUGAAUAACUACAUCAGUCAGUAUUACAGUGAGCCAAGUAGCGACAUCGGGGUACCCAACCCUGGUGCACGUGUUAUAACCACAGCAGCCAUCGAUGUCCACCUUCCUACCAACCCCAACCAGUUACCGCCUUCCCUCGUCAGUGCUGAUGGCCCGGGCAGUGGCCAGGAGCGCACGGGCAGCUCUGUAAGUGAAGCAUCCAGCACGACCAUGUCCCGGUCCAGCUGCAGCUUCACAGCCCGGCAGCACAGCAUCAGCAGCCACACGCUGGGCUCCACAACUGACUGCAGCUCUACCGUACGGGAGGCCUCCACCUCCGACUACAGCGGCCAACGCUGCUGCCCUCCUCCAUACUGCAGCCCUUUGACACUCGGCACACAACCGGGUGUCCAUGACCCCAGAGCGGUGGUCAAAGAACUGCUCUCUUCCCUGUCUGAGGACUCCUGCCUGGCACAGAAAGGCAGGGUGGACCCGGUCAACCUUAAAUUACCCAGUCCGGCAGGGUCGGUAAAGGCCAGUCCGGAACUGCAACACAGGGUGAACAUAUACAACAAGAGAAACCAGGAAAGUCUGGGCGUAUUCCAGACCAAGCCACUAAUUCACCUGCAGGGGAACGAGCCAUCUCUGGAGGAGAAGUACAGGCUUAUGGAGCCGGCAGAUAAUCCACUGAGCCAUAUACCGGACACAUAGAGCAUGAAGUUUGGGACAGUGACCACCAACACCAGCUGAAGCAGCCUCUCUCUUGACCUCUCUUUCUAUAUCGCUUACUUACUGGCUGUGUCCGAAAUAUAAAAAAAUGGUGACAUUGCUUGCAGAAUCUGGAGGUAGGAAGGCAUCAGGGCAUAUCUGAGUCUAACAUUUGUAGAAAGUUCUCUACUGAAAGUGUGACUUGUCAAGAGGUUCCUGAAUCAAUGUAAAUGACUAGUUCUGGAGAGCCAACUUCCUGGUCCAAAUCUGCUCCUAUAGACCUUCUUGUAGUUUUCAAGUAAUCCAGAACACCUUAGUUGGUUGAUUAAGGUGUGUCUGAUAAGGGUUGGGGCUAAAUUCAAUGUGAAGGCAACUCUCCGGGAGCAGGGUUAGCUACCCCUGCUUCUUUCCCAAAUUUAUGUGGAUUUCCCUUGUUACAAAUGGUGCAAAAACACAAAGCUGGAAUACACUAUGUCUUGUAAAUGGUUAAAGAAAAAAAAAUAAACUUAACUGAGGAUCACACUACCAGACUUUCAUAGAAACAUACUUUGUUGAUAGAAUACAGAUGACAAAUGAAAACGAUAUUUAUUCUAAAUUCGGCUCAAACUAUUAAACAAGUCUGGUACCUUCCAACUGGAUGGAAUCAUAUUCUGAAAAAAAAUCUGUGCCCAUAAAGAAAAAAAAAAAACGAUUUUUUGUGAAAUUCCAACCACACUCAACCCAUCUACAAGUUCUGCAGACUGGUUCUGACCACUGACAACUAGCAUCCACUCCCCCCAACUAUAUAUUGGAGCAAAAAAUUCUAGGCAAAAAUACCAGUUGUAUUCCAACCUUGAGAUUCUGUCAGACUCUGCAAGAAGGUGCCUCUCCAUGAGCUGAAUUGGACAAACCAUCACCAUCCUCAGAUGGCCAUUGUGCUUUUUACCCCGGUGUUCCCCCAACCCUGUUCCUGAAAGUACAAUAGACAUUUUUUAACUCUUUCUAAUCGAACACACCUGAUUGAACUUAUCAGCUUAUUAAUGGAGACGACAACACCUGAAAUAGAUCAGUCAGAUUAAGACAUCCAAAAUGGGUACUGUUGGUGUGCAUCCAACGCGUAGAUUAGCAGCAUAACUAGUUCACUAUUCGGGGCGCCCCCUACUACUGAAAUGCCUCCAUUUGGUCGAAACACUGGACAUAUCAUUCCCCGUCUAUGAUAUUCCACAACCCUGUGUAUGAUGGAGCAGUUGAAAAAAGUAAUUAUCUACAGAUAAAUAGGUGAGAAUAGACACAUCUGAGGUUAAAGGGUUUUUGAAGCCUGUCUAAAACCUUAGGGCAUGGUUGCUCAAAUCCAGCCAUGGAGUGCCACUUCCCAGAAUUUAACUCCAACUCUAAUCAAAGACACAGGCUAAAUAAGGUCUUCAGAAUUACUCGAAAGUUACUGGGAGUUAAGUUUGAUCAGGGUUUGAGCUGAACUCUUCAAGGCAGUAGCACUCCAGGGUCAGAUUUGAGGAACCCUGCCUUAAAGGGAUACUCCAUCCCAAAAUGAAAAAUUUGUCAUUAAUCACUUACCCCCAUGUCGUUCCAAACCCAUAAAAGCUCUGUUCGUCUUCAGAACACAAUUUAAGAUAUUUUGGAU